Molecule: messenger RNA, 4724 nt
Organism: Exophiala mesophila
Lineage: Eukaryota; Fungi; Ascomycota; Eurotiomycetes; Chaetothyriales; Herpotrichiellaceae
Exons: 3
Coding region: 844-2985 (713 amino acids)
Biological process (GO): regulation of transcription by RNA polymerase II
Cellular component (GO): nucleus
Molecular function (GO): RNA polymerase II transcription regulatory region sequence-specific DNA binding; DNA-binding transcription factor activity, RNA polymerase II-specific
Source: RefSeq, a predicted model, not a curated record
GCCUUUCGUGCCUUGCUGCCCUUGUGCCCUUCUUCUUUUGACUCGACUUCCUUUCUCCAUUCUGCUCCAUGCGACGAGGCGUCACACUCAACCAGGCUCAGGCAGUGGGGUGCUCGUGUGGAUGUCAGAUGUACAGUUUACUUUCCGCCUUUCCACUCCUUCUGCUUCCAACACCAUCACCUCCUCCGAUCCCAUCUCGCCAUCUCCCACCCUGGACAAGGCACACUGCUUGUGUGAGCAACCCAUAAGCGAAUCCUGCGACCCGAUCAUGUCGGUCACCAUCAUUCGUGCUUUGCAUACACUCCUUUCUGCCACUGCUGAUCGCUGUUGGCCUGAAUCCUCUUCCGCAUCCUUUGCUUCCUCACACCCUGAUCGACCUUGAUUGCUCAUAUGGCGCGACCUGCCUCUUGCUAGGCUUCAAUACUUCCUCUCCUCGACCUUGGCCUCCUUCAAUCUGAAAACGCCCCGCCAGAAAUCCUGUCCUUACCGCUGCCAAUAAGAGACCCUCUUCGAUUCUCGGAAAUCUUUGUACGACCAUCCAAGUCUGUCACAUGCACAUAUACACAUCCCCCUCCACAACUAUUAUCUUCCAGAGAGGUCCACCCCUGCAGUACCGUCUCCAGCAUCCAUCGUUCAUUCCUCCGUAAGUUCAGUCAAACAAACGGAUCAUACGUCAGCUAAAAGGGCCGGCAAUCACUGGAUCCACCGACUUGAGAAUCAGGUCACCAUAUUGCCACCGUCGAACAUAUUCACAGACGUACUGCUCCUUUGGGGGUUGGGCCCGAGGCCAUCUGAACCCGUCCUGGCUCUCUCAGAUGUCCUAGUGACAGGGGAAACAAAACCAUGAAUAUCUCUCGGCCUCCCUCCCAGGACAUGGUAUCAAUGUCACGGAGGGAUGAGGCUUCCCUCUCUCCUCGCUUUACUCGACGCCGCUCGAAUUCACGCUCCUCGUCGGAUGGUUCUUUGCGUCUUGGACGUGCCAUGUCCAUACCUGGUCUACGAUUCGAGGAUGCUCCUCCUCCUCUACCCCCUCCUCGAUUUAACGAAGAGUUGGCCCAAGGCAUCGACGUCGCUUGGGCAUGGGCCAACACGAACCCAUUCGAUCAUAGUCAAAAAUCCUUACCGCCUAUUCGCCCGGGCUCUAGCCUCUACAGCGACUCUCAACCUCCAUACUCAACCUAUCCGCCGACACAAGAGCCCUCACCAGUAUUUUCGUUCGACAACAUCGAGCGACGCAGAGUGGCCGAGCCAUUUGCCACACAAGUUGAAACACCAGCCUCGCAUGGUCAUUCUAGACAGCUACCCUCACUGUCAGGGAAUCAUUCUUCACCUUCUCAUAUAGCCCAACGCUUACACGGCGACACUCCUUUGGCGCACGAAAACAAUGCACGCAUUUCCCAGGCGUACGAUCAAAGCCUUCUGUCCAAAAUUGGAAAGCAGCAGCCGUCCCCCAGCUCUGACCGGUCAAACUCCGCAGACCCCUCCCACCCGUUCACUAGGCUAUCUCUGCGGAUCAAGGAACCCAAUGCUCUGCAUUUGUCCCCUACUGACCUCCCAUCUGCCUCUUUGGACCCUGGGAGCAAAUGGAUUGCCAGCCCGGCAUCUGCUGCCCUUUCUCCUGCAUCGCGGCAGAACUGGCGCGACUAUGUCGACCAUGGGCUCUCUUCGGGAGAUGCUGUCACUCCCCCUCUCGCUAUAGACCCUGACCUAUUUGUCCCGCAACGGCGGGCUCUGGGAGCCUCCACCGGUGGCUCCGUUGCGGAUAGUGAUAUCAUUCCAAAUCCAAUGGACGAAUCACAACGCGACAGUUAUGAGCACAGCAUCUUUGCAGAUGCAGACAUGGAAAUCGCUAAUGUCGACGGCCAUGGUUUUCGCAGUCUGACUUUACCCGACUCGCAACAGCAAGCGGGGCGGCCAUUGUCAAAGCAGGGUCUCAAGCGGCGUGCUCGUUCCCCGCCAUCCGACAUGCUUCAUGAUGAUAAGACUCCUCCGUCGAGCUCUCUCAUGGCUGACAUGCUUCCACUUGCCAACACUUCGUCAUUACCACACUCGCCAACUGUCAGACACCAGGUCAAGUAUGGAUCAGUGUCCUCUACCUCUUCCAGUGUGAGGCAUAAUUCCUAUGCAUCGCCGGUUGCUCCUUCAGUCGCAGGUAGCUCUAUGACUAGCAUAUCAUCACUUGAGCGCCAGUCUCCUCUCGACCCUGUGCAGUCGACAUAUCUGGCCUCGGCACAUCUGAUCGCUAGCCCUGUAGCUUCGGCUGCUCCUGCUCGCAAUUUACUGUCUCAUUCAUCGCACCAGUCCCCAACAGAAGCAACAUCCCCUGGCCGCACCAUGUCGAGCCACCCCAAUACCGCAGAAAGUCGACAUACUUCUGCCAAACGGUUUGGAAAUCAUUUCAUGUGUGAAUGCUGCCCCAAAAAACCCAAAAAGUUUGACACAGAAGAGGACUUGAGAUCCCACCAAAUGGAGAAACAGUACACCUGCCAGUAUUGCAACAAUCGUUUCAAAAACAAAAACGAAGCCGAGCGUCAUCAAAAUUCUCUGCACUUACGACGCCAAUCCUGGUCUUGUGCAGCAAUUUCCAACUAUCAGGCAAUAUUUCACCCUGCGCAGCCGUCCACCAAUCUUGAACGCGAUACCUCUCCCACCGACGCCUGUGGAUUCUGCGGUGAGGAAUUUGCUAAUCUACCGACACCUGAUUGGAACCACAGAAUUGAACACCUUACCACCGUGCACAAAUUUGGAGAAUGCAACCAGGCAAAACGAUUUUAUAGAGCAGAUCACUUCAGACAGCACCUCAAGCAUAGCCAUGCCGGUCAGAGCGGGAAAUGGACCAACAUUCUCGAGGCCACCUGUCUAAGGACGAAACAAGAUCCCGCGACGUUCUCUCCCGUGGGUAGUGAUUCAAGCCCAGGGCGGGGUUUCAGCAGUCUUCCUGACCAUCCAAUGGACGGCAUACGUGAAGCCAACGACGAAACCUGAACGGCAGGAACUCAUUACAGACUCAUUCAGUUACCGUCGCCCCAUGCCGGCUCAACAAGCCACGUGUUGCAUGGUAGCCGUCUGCACGCGACCGUCAUAUAUGCCCUUCUUGACCGGGCCAUGUAGAGUCUCGAGGGGAGACUCACCACGUUCAUACGUCCAUAUUGGGAGCGCACAUUGGUCAUUUCGACUUUCGUUCACAUCCAAUUGAACAUUCGUUGGAGAGUCGGGCAGUUGCGGCCGCAAAACUUUAUGCAUCGCUGUCCUUCAAUCCCUGGAUUGACUACGAAUGAGCAUCGAGUCAACGCCGCAGAAAGCGACUCCUAGGCACCAUCUACUGCAAGUAAGACCCGCAAAGUCUUUCAGACCACCCUUUUGAGGUCUGAUGUCUGGAUUGUGCGUUUAAGUCACUACGCUUUUUUGGCACAAUUCGAGUUUCCUGACCUCCACUGACCAGGGCUCGUCAAACGCCUGGCAGGCUUUUGAUUGCAGUUCACCUCUUCUGUAGCAACAAGCUCAUGUCACACUCGAGUGGCUCCAGGAUUGGCUUCGUCGCUGCCUGUCACGGAUCAAACCGAGUGGGGAAACUCGUUCUGUUGUAUGUGCUUACCCUGCCGAGAAGGUCUGCCGCAAGGAAAAGUGGAAAGGCUAUCCGAACUGUGGGAUUGCGGGCAUUGUAUGGUCGACAAGAGAUCUAUCAAGUCUGGGAUUAGACUCCUUCGCUGAUUCGAGCGCUUUCGGGGACACCGCCUUUGCAUGACGCUUGCGAGCUCUCGUGCAGUCUGAGAAUCAGACGAGUACACAAAGCCUAUUGCAUGGCGCCACGCAUGGCGCCCUGUUGGGAUGAGAUCAUUUUUGAAUACAUGUUGAACUAUGAUGGCCAUGAUUGGUUCUGCAGGCAUAGGCGGCAUGGCCGACGUACAGUCGGUCGCAAAAAGCAACCAUGUUUCUUGAGGAUCACAGUACUUCCUUGUCCUCACAGCGCCAAACUCGACUCGGUAUUUUUUCAAAGAGGGGCGCCCUUAGUGCUUACUCUGUACAGUCGGAAAGCGAAUUUCUUGCGCCUUUCCAGAUAUGGCCCACACAAAUCAUACCCUUUAUCGACCGUUUCAGAUUGACUUUUUCGUCCCGUCCAGGAGCGAAUCUCGGCUUAUAUUGGUCGAUCAGUCGUGGUAGUGGACCCCGGACGCUCGGGAGACAAACAGUCGCCGGAGAGGGUCGUGAAGCCAACGAUAAGUCAUCAAUGAAACACUACCAAACGUUACCACCACUCAAAGGCCCCUCGGCCUGGUUUCUCAACCCUGAAUCGAACAAGCGAAUAUACACGGAAAACAUUACAAAGAGGGGGUAUUGUGAUUGACCAGGCUUUACGAUUUGCAACAUCAUGUCUGACACCGCUGCUAGGAUGAUCCUCUAUGGACGACAUGGGUAUGUAAUAUUUAGCCUAGAUGCCAUGCUUGUUUUGCUGGACAUUCAUACCCCGCCUCGGAACGAGGGUUAUAUGUUUGCAUGCUUUUGGUUCGACCUUGUUUUGAACGAGAGGGUUUUGUAGAAGUACCGCCUUUGUUCUAGGCACUUUGACAAAGAGAAGUCCUUGUCUAUGUGGACGGCAUGACAAGGAAGACAGCGGACCGUUCGUAGGGCCUUGCUUCGCAUGCAAGGCCGGCACUGACAACGUCGAGACGAGCAUCAUAGAACGUCUCCACCAAUGUCCCAUAUAAGAAAAAGCCUGUCCUCCG